Molecule: messenger RNA, 2626 nt
Organism: Epinephelus lanceolatus (giant grouper)
Lineage: Eukaryota; Metazoa; Chordata; Actinopteri; Perciformes; Serranidae
Gene: s1pr1
Product: sphingosine-1-phosphate receptor 1
Biological process (GO): G protein-coupled receptor signaling pathway
Cellular component (GO): membrane
Molecular function (GO): sphingosine-1-phosphate receptor activity
Source: RefSeq, a predicted model, not a curated record
GUGUGUGUGCGCGCGCGCGCGCGCGUUGUCUCUGUGCAGUGUCUCAGCUGCGGUGUGUCGGACUCUUUCCUCUCUUCGGACUCUAAAGGACCAUGUCCCCCUCCAGCAGCAGGACUGUCUCUGCUCCUCUUCAGGGUUACUACCUGACAUGAAGGACUGAAGUGUGAGGACGCAGCGCCCCCCGCUGGACUCCUGCUGCACCUGCAGGCCAUGGCUGAGCCCAGCUACUCUGACCUGAUCGCCAAACACUACAACUACACCGGCAAGUUCCGCAAGACGCAGCAGGACUCGGGCCUGAAGGCCGACUCGGUGGUCUUCAUCAUCGUGUGCUGCUUCAUCAUCCUGGAGAACAUCCUGGUCCUCGCCACCAUCUGGAGGACCAAGAAGUUCCACAAGCCCAUGUACUACUUCAUCGGGAACCUGGCGCUGUCCGACCUGCUGGCCGGCAUCGUCUACACCGCCAACAUCCUGCUGUCGGGCGCCAACACCUACAAGCUGACACCCACGCAGUGGUUCUUCAGGGAGGGCAGCAUGUUUGUGGCGCUAGCAGCGUCUGUCUUCAGCCUGCUCGCCAUCGCCAUUGAGCGCCACCUCACCAUGCUGAAGAUGAAGCUCCACAACAACGGCAACACCUGCCGCGUCUUCCUGCUCAUCAGCACAGUGUGGAUGAUCGCGGCGGUGCUGGGCGGCCUGCCGGUGAUGGGCUGGAACUGCAUCCAGAGCAUGACGCAGUGCUCCACCGUGCUGCCGCUCUACCACAAGACCUACAUCCUGUUCUGCACCACCGUCUUCAGCAUCAUCCUCAUGGCCAUCGUGGUGCUCUACGCUCGCAUCUACGCACUGGUGCGCACUCGCAGCCGCAAACUCGUUUUCCGCAAGGUGUCCAACGGCCGCGGCAACGCCGGCGCCAACAUCAAGAGCUCGGAGAAGUCGAUGGCGUUACUGAAGACCGUCAUCAUCGUCCUGAGCUGCUUCAUCGCCUGCUGGGCACCGCUCUUCAUCCUCCUGCUACUGGACGCGGCCUGUGAGACGCUGAGCUGCCCGAUCCUCUACAAGGCCGAGUGGUUCCUGGCGCUCGCCGUCCUCAACUCCGCCAUGAACCCGCUCAUCUACACGCUAACCAGCAACGAGAUGCGCCGUGCCUUCCUCAAGACGCUGCUGUGCUGCACCGCCUGCGUCCGGCCGAAUGCCAAGUUCACAGGUCCAAUCAUGGGGGCAGAGUUCAGCCGCAGCAAGUCGGAUAACUCUUCCCAUCCCAACAAGGAGGAGGCGGAGUACUCGCCGAGGGAGACAACAGUGGCGUCCUCAGGGAACGUCACCUCGUCGUCCUAAAUGAGUCAUAGCACGUCAGACGUAGAGUUUGUGUUUGUACAGGAAACAGGUGUGAAUGGCGCCAGGCGGUGUCUUCACGGAACCUUCAGCACUUACAGAGAAUUUCAGACUGGUUGAACUGGGACCAGUGACCCCGCCCACAGAGGAGGUCUGCACUUUGUAAGAAGCUCACACCUGUAACAUGUCAUCAGCUCACCUGCAGCUGUCAGUGAGGAUCCAGGUCACAUGACUGAGGCGGGAUGACGGUUUCCAAUAAUCAAUAUCAGUGAUCGACAGAUCUGAGCUCCGUAGAAAGUGACAGACGUUUUACUGACCGUCUAAGAACAAGUAGAAUCUGUAGAUGUUAAACACGCCGCUGGAAAAUAUUUAAGACGACAAAUUAAUUCAUUCUGUCCCUUCAAAAUAAAAUCACACCUGAGGUCAGAGUUCGGGUGCUUCUCAUGACCUCAUCGCCACACGUGACGCCACACGUCCUGUUUAAAGAUGAAGGGAAGUUUCUGUGGUGACGAACAUCAGAGACUGAAGCUGCAGAGCUGCAGUCUGAAAUCUGUCGUUUGAAGUUUUCUGUUUCCUCGUGAGUUGACGCUUUGACGACUGACGGUGUCUCUGCAGGACGUCAGAGGUGAAUCCAUGAUUAAAGAUCAAAUCGCCUGACUGACACAGAAACACGUCAUCAUAACAAACAACCAACAAACAGAAAAACAGGAAGUAAAAAUCAAAUCUGAAACUCUAAACUUCAUCAUCUAUAUUUCAUGUUACAACAAACUUUAAUAAUAACUUUUGUUCAUAAAACACUUUUUUAAGGUUAAAACAUUGAAAGGAAAAAGUUUUUACAGUCUACAGAAACACAACAGCUGAUCAGAGUCAGGUGAUGACAUGAAAAGUUUCUUGUUAUAAGAAGAUGUUUUUCACUCUCACAAAAUGAUGUCAUUUUAGAGCAAGAAACUUUUCAUGUUAAAAAAAAAACCUUCUCAUUAGAACAAUAUUCUUAUUUAUUUAUAAAACAUAAAAAGUUAAACUUUAUAUGUUGGAGAAGGAGGCGGCGGUGUGUUCAGGGACCACAAACGCAUUAAAACACAGACUGGUUUCCACCCUCAGGUCACCUGAUGAAGAUCUCAGGCUCGUAACCAGUCGCUGUUUCAAUGUGAGCGUGUCUCAAGUUCAUUUUUCCUCCCAAACUUUUCAUGUUCGUCCCAGAAACACAUCGCUGUUGCUUUUAACAUUCUGCGCCUCCAUGUGAUCGACAGAUUACAGAUGACAGAUUACAGAUGACAGAUUACAUUACAGAUUACAG